AUGUCUUCUGCUCAAGCGUCGUCCUCGAAGGCUCCCUCCAUCGAUGAGGUCGAGAAGCUGCUCAGCCGAGAAGCGUCAGCGUUUCAACGCGAAGUCGAGGUUGAGCGCAUCCUCAAAGCGUUUAAGCUAAACCCGUAUGAAAUGCUAGAUCUCAACGAGACCGCCACACCAGAAGACAUCAAGAAGAAAUACAGACAGCUAUCAUUAUUCAUCCAUCCGGAUAAGACACCGCAUGAACGUGCACCCGAAGCCUUCGAUCUUUUGAAGAAGGUCAUGAAGUUGGCUGAAUCUGAGCUUUCGGAUAAGGCGAAGCGUGAAGAAUUGGAUGCAGUCAUCAAUCAAGCCCGCAUUCUCGUUCUGAAAGCCAACAACCUCCCCCCGAACACUGCCCCCAACGACCCACGUCUCGCUAGUCUUGACCCACCAUUCAAGACACAAUUUAGACAGCAGUCUAAGGACCUACUGAUAGAAGAAGAAGUUAGAAGGAGAAAGGCGAUCAAGAUGAACCUGGCCAACGAAGGUUUGGAAGCUAGGAAGAAAGACGAGGAAGUCUCUGCCAAGAAGCGGAAAGCGGAGGACGACAAAGUAUGGGAAGAUACAAGAGAGCAACGUGUAGAUAGUUGGCGUAGUUUCUCCAACACUAAGAAGAAGAAAAAGACCAAAGUGACUCUCCUUGGCUGA
Pleurotus ostreatus (oyster mushroom) is the source of this 681-nucleotide messenger RNA. RefSeq lists its product as uncharacterized. NCBI's taxonomy places the organism in Eukaryota, Fungi, Basidiomycota, Agaricomycetes, Agaricales, Pleurotaceae. The record is from RefSeq and is a predicted model, not a curated record. Bases 1 to 681 code for a protein of 226 amino acids. The transcript is spliced from 6 exons.